GCCCCUCGGCGGCACCCCCUCCCCGGGCAGGCGCGGGCGGGCGGAGCCGAGCCCGCCUCAGCCGGCCGCGGCGGGAGCAGCUCGGCGCGGCGCCGCGGGCAGCGAGCUCCGCAUUCGAACCUCCCUCGCAAAGACAGUCUCCGCCCCACAAUGCACCGCGGCGGGCAGCCUUUGAAAAAGCGGCGCGGCUCGUUCAAGAUGGCGGAGCUCGACCAGUUGCCUGACGAGAGCUCUUCAGCAAAAGCCCUUGUCAGUUUAAAAGAAGGAAGUUUAUCUAACACAUGGAAUGAAAAGUACAGUUCUUUACAGAAAACACCUGUUUGGAAAGGCAGGAAUGCAGGCCCUGCUGUGGAAAUGCCUUUCAGAAAUUCAAAACGAAGUCGACUCUUUUCUGAAGAAGAUGACAGACAAAUAAAUACAAGGUCACCUAAGAGAAACCAGAGGGUUGCAAUGGUUCCACAGAAAUUUACAGCAACAAUGUCAACACCAGAUAAGAAAGCAUCACAGAAGAUUGGUUUUCGUUUACGUAACCUGCUCAAGCUUCCAAAAGCUCAUAAAUGGUGCAUAUAUGAAUGGUUCUAUUCAAAUAUAGAUAAACCGCUUUUUGAAGGUGAUAAUGACUUCUGUGUGUGUCUAAAGGAAUCUUUUCCUAAUUUGAAAACAAGAAAGUUAACAAGAGUAGAAUGGGGAAAAAUAAGAAGACUUAUGGGAAAACCACGGAGGUGUUCUUCUGCAUUUUUCGAGGAAGAAAGGUCAGCUUUAAAGCAAAAACGGGAGAAAAUAAGGCUAUUACAACAAAGAAAUGUUGCAGAUGUUUCACAAUUCAAAGAUCUCCCAGAUGAAAUUCCUUUGCCUCUGGUUAUUGGAACCAAAGUUACAGCACGAUUACGAGGUGUUCAUGAUGGUUUGUUCACUGGACAAAUAGAUGCUGUGGAUUCUUGUAAUGCUACAUAUAGAGUAACCUUUGAUAGGGCAGGCCUUGGAACCCACACCAUCCCUGACUAUGAAGUUCUUAGUAAUGAACCUCAUGAGACAAUGCCAAUUGCUGCCUUUGGACAAAAACAGCGGCCUUCUCGGUUCCUUAUGACUCCACCACGGUUGCAUUAUACUCCACCCCUCCAGUCACCAAUUACAGAUAGUGAUCCUUUAUUAGGCCAAUCACCUUGGAGAAGUAAAAUAUCUGGUUCUGACACUGAAACAUUAGGUGGUUUUCCAGUAGAAUUCCUUAUCCAAGUGACUAAAUUAUCAAAAAUUCUUAUGAUUAAAAAGGAGCAUAUCAAGAAAUUAAGAGAAAUGAACACAGAAGCAGAAAAAUUGAAAUCAUAUUCCAUGCCCAUUGGCAUUGAAUUUCAGCGGAGAUAUGCAACAAUUGUUUUAGAACUUGAACAGCUGAAUAAGGACUUAAACAAAGUAUUGCAUAAAGUUCAACAGUACUGCUAUGAGCUUGCUCCAGACCAGGGCCUGCAGCCUGCAGACCAGCCCACUGACCUGAGACGGAGGUGUGAGGAAGAGGCCCAGGAAAUUGUUCGGCAUGCCAACUCCUCAACGGGACAUCCCUGUGUUGAAAACAAAAAUCUAACAGACUUAAUCUCCAGGUUGACUGCAAUUUUAUUACAGAUUAAGUGUCUGGCAGAAGGAGGAGACCUGAAUUCUUUUGAAUUCAAAUCACUUACAGAUUCAUUAAAUGAUAUCAAGAAUACAAUAGAUGCUUCUAAUAUCAGUUGCUUCCAGAAUAAUGUAGAAAUCCAUGUUGCACAUAUUCAGAGCGGCUUGAGCCAGAUGGGAAACUUACAUGCCUUUGCAGCAAAUAACACUAACCGAGACUGAGCAGCAGGUGCAUGAGUCCGACUGCAGAGGGCGCUGGUUCGGAUAAGUCCCGUUCCUUUCAGUAGGCUUCUGACACCGAGUAAUCUCACAGCUGGCAAAGAAGGGAGACUUGAAUCUCUAGUGUCCUUUUCAUAUACUGUACUGCUUCAGCCAGCAGUGCUGUCUGCCAUCAUAUUAACUUAUCUUUUAGAUGCAGUAGCAUUGCUUAUGUUACAAAUGUUUGUUAGCAAGUAUUUUUAAAUUGAAAAACGUCUGAACAAAAUAGAAUUUCAUGGAAGAAAAACAACCAUUGUUUCAAAUGUGCAUGAAUUCAACCCAAGACAUGUAGACAACUACUGCAGUGGAGAACAUGAAGAAACAUGGUCUUUAUGUGCACCUGGUGGCAAUGUGGAAAUUCCGCCUGGAAAAUUCACUCCGGUUGGCCUAGUGGAGCACCAUCUCGGUCCUCAGAAGAUACAUCCUGAGGUGUGGAAAGUCCUAGUGUUAAGGAAGCCACUGGAAUAUAAUGGGACAUAUGAACUUUACAAGUAUAUAUGGCAUAUACUUGCAAUGUGACAUGGUUCUAUAGAUCAUUUUAUAAUAAUAUUUUAAUUUAUCAUAAUUUAUAAAAAAAACUGUUGAAAGAAAAUGAAGGAGCAGGAAAAAAACAUUACUGCAAAGUGCUAAAUUUCAGAAGUGGAUUUGGCGUGUCUUUUCCCAUUGAUUCAGGGCAAAAAGUGUUAUUGUUAUGAGAUUUAUUAAGAUGAAAAAGACUGAUAACACACUAUUUUCAUAUUUUUGUUUAUUUGCACAACUUUUAAACCAGAUUACUGGUUAAAAUCCAGCAGUAUACAAUUUAUAAGGUGAAAAGAUUUUAUAAGGAAAACAAAUGUAAUAACCAGUGCUGUGAAAUGCAGAAGAAAGGUUUGUUUUGGUUGUUUUGUUUUCUUGCAUUUUUGUUUUUCUUUUGUUUUUUUCUUUUCUUUUUUUUUAAGAAAACCCCUCUAAAAUGUUAAUCUUGUAAAAAUAUAUGUAUUUGGAAUUUUGUUUUAAUAUAGAAUAUUACAAAGUGAAAAUAUAAUAAAUUGUCCUCAGAUUUGGAGUUUUCAGAUAGAGCUAUAGCGGUGGUUUUGAUUCUUUUAGAUGUCUCAUAAAAUGAGACUUUUAUAUAUGUUAAUGUAUAAUAAAACAAGAUUCUUUUCCAUUUGAAACUUUUGUAUAGUUUAAAAAUGCUUCUGUAUUCUUUGUUGGUAUUGUGCCACAGCAAACCUUUAGUGCAGAGUUUAUAUUGAGCUAAACUGUUAUGUUAACUAAGAGAUGCAUAAAUCUUUUAUUCUUAAUAUUUGUAAUUCUAAAUAAAUUGAUCUAUG
Molecule: messenger RNA, 3176 nt
Organism: Ochotona curzoniae (black-lipped pika)
Lineage: Eukaryota; Metazoa; Chordata; Mammalia; Lagomorpha; Ochotonidae
Gene: LIN9
Product: lin-9 DREAM MuvB core complex component
Exons: 15
Coding region: 151-1827 (558 amino acids)
Biological process (GO): DNA-templated transcription; regulation of cell cycle; regulation of transcription by RNA polymerase II
Cellular component (GO): nucleoplasm; transcription repressor complex
Molecular function (GO): DNA binding
Source: RefSeq, a predicted model, not a curated record